UCGUUUGCGGUCCUUUGCAGUCCUUUUUGGUUAAUGUUUGUAAUUUAUGGUAUGACAUCUUUAAAAACUCUAAAAAAUAGCAACCAGCUUGCGGACGCCAUCUUGGGUAAGUGAGCUAGUUGUGCAAAUACGUUGAGCAAAAAAUGAUAAUUUUGAGCUGCAAAACCAGCCAAAAGCGGUAAGUGCAAAUUAUGCUAGCAGUGCUGUUUUCGGAAGAUAGAUGAAAAUUGUGCUCGUAAUGACGAAUUAAUGCCAGAAAUUAUGCUUGCACAAUCUAUCAAGCCUAGCGUCAUGUCUUGUCAGCGCAGCCAGCAGAUCACGACAGUAUCUUUACUGAGAAGUUAAUACGAAAUUUUCAUCUUGGGUGCUUUUCAUUCAUCCCAGAAUUGGGUUAGAAAUCAAAUUGAACAGACCAUUUCGGUUUGGUCUGACAGAAGUAUUUGGCACCAUCUUUGGAGGUGGUCCACUUUGAGUGGGACCGAAAUGUUCCUCUCCAUUUGACAAAAUUGUUGUCUCCAAUACCACUCUUCUGAAUCCUGUUAACCUGGCUUGGUGCAACCGGAUUGUACCGGAACCGGAAUGUAAAUUUUUGUUGAAUGGAAUGGGGUCCUUGUUGUAAGUUGCAAUCGUUGUUACCCCUCUUUCCAUAAAAGGAUCUCGUACACUAUGGACACUCUCUUUGAAUGAUCUGUUUAACAACACCUUCUCAAUUAAUUAAAUUAUGUUUCUUGUGAUCAACCUGUUUUUUUGUGUGUGUUUGCUGUGGUCCAGCAGGCAUACUGGGAUCUGCCUCAACGUUGUUCCUUCUUAAAUAACUUUGGGGGUAAACAUCUGUUUUAUUUGAGAGGCUAAAUUGUUUUUUUUUUUAAAUAUUACGUGCCUUGUUUGCUAAGGUCCAGCAUAUUGAUUGUGAGGCCCAGUUUAUAUAGAGAUAACUUCAGUCCUGGAUAGAAGAGUCACUCGCUCACUCCAGCUACCCUGGAUCGGUCAACGUUUUGUACGCUUCGUCACAAAGCGCAGCGAACCAUUUACACGAGAAACAAAAAGUUGGCUUGGCUAGAAUGGUAACCCGGCUGUUACACUUUUUCGAUGGGAGGGCAUCCUCCUAGCUGGGCUAACGUUUCUCCAUAUAAACACUUUGCCUCGUCCGGCUGGGUCAACUCGGGUCAACUAAAAAUUGGUGUGGGUCACAAUUCUCAAAUGGAUAUUGAAAACGUACAUAUAUUUAGAAAGGAAAAGAGAAGCAAUUACAGUCACACAAUUAUUUUAAUUGUAUUUCAGGUAUUCCCCAGACACGGAUGUCCAAAAGAAGUGUUCUACAGUUUGGGUUUAUGAUUGCGUGUGAAACGAAGCGAAGUCCUCUGGAGUACAAUGGUUACGGGUGUUAUUGCGGACAAGGAGGAAAAGGAACACCCGUGGACGAGAUUGACUGGUAAAUACCCAUGUUAUAAUACACGAAGUCUGUAAGGGGGGAGGGGGGGGGGGUGUCCUUACCCCGCAGUUCCGUUCGAACGUCUGUCGUCUCUAUUUCGAAUAUUGUUUCCCGCUUCUUGGUUAGCGGUCAAGUGUUGAAGUGUUGGACCUGGGGCAUCAAGUAAUUAUCCCGAAUGAUUCCGCGCAAACCCGUGCAAUCGAGAGGAGGAACAAGUUUGAUGUCCUCCGAAGAAUUUGCCCUAAAACUUAAUAUUAGAAAAGGUUAUUUAAAAAAAUAUGUUUUCAAAGCGAUAACGGAUGAAUGCCAAGCACCGUUUAUUAAAAAAAGUUGGUUAUAGCUUACAAAAAAUCUUACCUGGCAAAAUCCUCACAUUUUAUAUAUUAUGUACUUUUACAGGUUUAUGAAACAAACCCAAUAAAAUCUUUUCCCCACUGAAGUAUCGGACGGCCUCAAAGCUAUAAUCACGAGAUAAUUCAUCUUAAUGUUUUUCGUAUACAGUUAACUGUGUUGAGUAAUUGUUAUCUUGUGAAAAUCUACUAAUAAAUUUUUCAGUCGUGUAGUAAAUCUCCUGUAAUAAAACUUGCUCAAGACCGUUCAGGGAAAAUAUCGACCCCCCCCCUUUUUUUGUAAGGACCUCGCUGGGGUUGGUCUGUUCUGUCAAGACCUUGGGCCAAUAUUCUACCAGUAAGGUCCUUGCACUUCGUUAAUAACAUAUACAUACAAUCCUAUAACCCUUAUUUACACUGGCUUUAACAGGCAAGAGGAGAGGAUGGCGCUCGUGUUCCCGGUUUUCGCAUUACAUAUCAAUCUUCCUGAGUUUUUACCUCCCUAAAUUAUUAAAGGAGCUAAAAGCUAAGAUCUAUACAAUUUUUUCUAAAGGGUUCCUCGUUUUGUGAUAGUUCUAAGCUUUUGCGUGACGCGAUUUUUACAUGGUGGCCGAGAAAGCUGUCAUGUAGGUUGAAAAAGUGACCUAUUUGGGAGAUUUAUGCUGUAUUAAUAGUCAUUGUAUUAGAAAAAGUAAUACUUCAGUGUUUAUGAGUUCCUCUAGAAAUGAAUUUCCGCUUUAGUAGCAAAACUCAGCGACAGACGUUUCUGUUAGUUUCCUUGCGUUAUGUUGGUGUCCAUCCGGAUGGGCACCAACAUGACGUCUCCAUACAAAGCUCUAUAAAAUUUGGUAAAUCAUUUCUUCCAAUAUCCCGCAAAUGAAAAUUGCACUGACCUGAAUCUAAUGAGGGUCUGUGCAUAUUUACCUUCUCCUAUUUCCCAGAUACUGGACUUAAUUUAUUAAAAGGUUUUGAUCUUUUGGAUUUUCUUUGUUUUUAAUGACAGUGAAAACCAGCAAUUAGUGUUUCACAAACUGCGACCAGAGGGUCUUUUUUUAGAAUGCUGUUUUCCAAUGCUUAUUGCAGGUGCUGUUAUGCGCACGACAUGUGUCAUUAUAAGUUGCAACCGAAAGAAGCUUGCGGCAAGUCCUAUCACAUUGUUGAGUUGUACUUAAUUCUCUACCUACGGAAGGGUUGUUCGGGUUGUGGUAAGUGUAAUGAUCAGCGGUAUUUCCGUACGCAUGCGUACAUAGUUAUUAGUGUGUGAGCUUCGGCCAUGUUGUGUACUUCCGUACUAGAGAUUAAAACUGUUUGGAAUCCUCAGCCAUCCUAGUCGUUCGUAAAGAUUAUUACAGUAAGUGCGCUCCUUGAUCUAAUUGUAAUAAAGAAGUAAAGUACAACAGAUGUGUGACAACAAGAAUAAUUUACUUCACCAAGAUGGCGGUCUUACAAGACGUGCCCUCACUACUAAUGGGUAUGAUAAUCACAGGACACCCAGCCAGUAUAUUACAUAAUCACUGACAAUUAAUAAGACCCCGCCACCCCCUCGAAAAUUAAAAACACAACAACAAUAAGAAACAAACAAACAAACAUAUAUAGCAACUGCCUUACAAUAUAAAAUGAGCCGAACGUAUAGUGAAUGCAAUGCGCUUAUUUCGCACACAUCCGUUUCCAACCCUUAAUUGGAUGCAAUCAACACACUUUAACUAACGAGCUUCUAACCAUCUUGUAUUGGCUUAAAUUUUAUAAAAUUUUGCAGCUCUUGCUUAUUUCAAUAAUACCAUUGAAAGCAACUAAAUAAAAAAGCAAUAAUCAACAGCAUAAGACGUAAACUUUCUGAUAUUUUGCUCUGAAAAUGUGACAUCAACAUGUUUUAGUAUAUAUUGUGGGAUGUAUGCAGUUUGCAAAGGUAAAACGCUCUUGUGGCUACACGAGGAUAUAAGACACACCGCAAAUAAUGGCUGCGUGCAUAAUGCAAGUGUUUUUGCCGUAUUCUCUAACUUGAACAUUAUGUUUUCCUUUUUUUUCUAUUUUAGUGGGAAGCCCUUGGAAUUCUUGCGUUCAAAAGAAGCUGUGCGAAUGUGAUGCCGAGGCUGCAAAAUGCUUUAAGAAAUACGAUUCAAAAUUCAACGAGAACCACAAGAACUACCCGAAAUCAACGUGCAAAUGA
Porites evermanni is the source of this 3928-nucleotide messenger RNA. The record is from the annotation of a GenBank genome assembly. NCBI's taxonomy places the organism in Eukaryota, Metazoa, Cnidaria, Anthozoa, Scleractinia, Poritidae.